AUGGACUUCCUCAAGCAGGCGCAGGGCUUCAUGGGCCAGCAGGGCCAGCAGCAGCAGCAGGCCCCCAUGCAGCAGGGCGGUGUUCCGCUCCAGGGCGGCGUCGCCCAGCCCGGCAUGGCUGGCCAGCCCGGCCAGGCCACCGGCCAGCAGGACGCUCUUGAUAAGGGAGUGGACAUGCUUCUCGGCAAACUCGGCCACAAGCAGUCCGUUGCCGUCACCGAGAAGAUCUCGGACGGUGUCCGCUCGGCGUACAAGUCGGCCACCGGCAAGGACAUCCCUAUCAAGGACCAGCAGUAG
This is a messenger RNA of Cutaneotrichosporon cavernicola, 297 nucleotides long. RefSeq lists its product as uncharacterized. The coding region runs from base 1 to 297 and encodes 98 amino acids. The transcript has 3 exons. The record is from RefSeq and is a predicted model, not a curated record. Lineage: Eukaryota; Fungi; Basidiomycota; Tremellomycetes; Trichosporonales; Trichosporonaceae.